Molecule: messenger RNA, 1338 nt
Organism: Trichosurus vulpecula (common brushtail)
Lineage: Eukaryota; Metazoa; Chordata; Mammalia; Diprotodontia; Phalangeridae
Product: probable E3 ubiquitin-protein ligase TRIML1
Exons: 6
Coding region: 1-1338 (445 amino acids)
Molecular function (GO): protein binding; zinc ion binding
Source: RefSeq, a predicted model, not a curated record
AUGGAUGCUGUCACACUAGUACAAAGUUUCCAGCAGGAGACCACCUGUAGCAUCUGUCUGACAUUCUUCUCAAAGCCUGUCACCCUCAGCUGCGGGCACAGCUUUUGCCAGAUUUGUCUGACGAGAAGCAAGCAAGAUGGGGUCAUACCUUUCACUUGCCCUGAGUGCAGGAAAAUCUCCCAGAACGUCCCUAGCCUCAAUGUGCGCCUGUCAAAGCUGUCUGCUAUCUGCGAGAUGCUCAAUUCCCAGAACUUGCAGAACCCUGUGGGACAAAGACUUUGUCAGAAGCACCAGCAAGUCCCCAAACUCUUCUGCAAGGAGGACCAGACCUUCCUCUGUAUAGCCUGUACUAAAGGUCAGGAGCAUGCAGCCCACACCAUUUUCCCCAUUGAAGAGGCUGCUCUGAAAUGCAGGAAGAAACUCCAGUACACUGUGCCUCGUUUGAGAAAGAAGAUCAGGAAAUGGAAAGACCUUAAAUCUUCAAAGAAGCAUAAACGAUUUAAGUGGAGAAAGUUGAUGAGAGGAGAAUAUGCAAAAAUGCACCGAUUUCUCUAUGAGGAAGAAAGGUUGUGCAUAGACCAAGAUGAAUGGAAGGCUUCAAUAAAUCAGCACGUGAAAAACAUGGAAGAUGCUAUCCGGAAGAUAAAUGAAACCAGAUCCAGACCUGAUUUGGACUUACUCAAGGAAAGCAAAGAGAUAUUGCAAAUAAGUGAAUCACUGCUUUCUGAAAAACCCAAGUCUUUCACCCUAGAGUUUUAUCCCAUCACUGGGAUGAAGGACUGGCUAAAGAGAUUCAGAGUGAAUAUCACUAUGGAUCCUACAACAGUCCGUGGCUCUGUCGUUGUAUCUGAGGAUCUGAAGAGUAUAAAACAUAGAGAAGAUAACUUUCCAGAUCAGCCUAAUAACCCUGAAAAAUUCCCUUAUUAUCUUGUCCUUGGUCAGCAGGCAUUUGCUUCUGGCAUACGCUACUGGGAGGUGGAUGUGAGUGAGCAACCUCAGUGGGCACUGGGGAUUUCUACCAGAAGCCUCAGGCAGAGAACCUACUAUUCAGUUAGGUACAUGCUUUGCUGUGAGAAGAGGGGAAAUGAUUUCUACCUGAUCACCCGACCAGGAUUAGUUUUCCAGCAAAUGAAAGAGCCCAUACCUAAAAUUGGUGUAUAUCUGGAUUAUACUGAAGGAAGCCUUAUGUUCUAUAAUGCUAUCAAAUACUCCCUCCUCGACGGAAUGAGCACUAUACCAUUCACAGAGCAUGUCAGGCCUCUCUUCUCUCCUUGUCCCCCUAUGCCAGGAUCAAGGGUUGGUCCCAUGACCAUCUGUCCAGUGGAAGACAGUAGUUGA